CAUAAGUAUGAGCACUUCCUCUUUUGUCUGAGUUUGUACUAGAUCUGCAGGGCAGAAUCAGUGUGCCGUGGAGAGAGACUGGCUAUUCUUCUGUUCUACAAUCAGCUCCACCCAGUGCCUUUGCUCCUCACUAAUACUGUGACAUGAUUGGAGCAGAGAGAAUCAUCCUCAUUGGCUGCCUGCUGCAAGGAACCCUGGGUAGAAAGUGGGAAAUCUGGAUGCCUCAGAGUAUAGAAGCUCUUAGUGGAUCCUGUGUGCUGAUUCCCUGCAGAUUUGAGAUCCCAUCUGAAUAUGACGCAGAGCUGGCACAGUGUACACAAACAGUUAAAGGAAAGUGGUUGAAGGACAAAACUCUUUUGUUUGAUUCCAGCAAGCAGUCGGGACCUCCUCUGCAGGGGAAGAUUGCUGAAAACCUAGCACAGAAGAACUGCACUACAGUCCUGGAGAACCUUCCAUUGAGUUAUAGUGGUCAAUAUCACUUCAGAUUAGAAUGCGAUACAAUACUCAAAGCGACGUUUCCUCCACCUGUUGAAAUUAAUAUCACAGACUCUCCACCCAAACCCAAGUUAACCCCAGAGAAGGUGGAGGUGAUGGAGGGGACCUCUGUGAGUUUGAGCUGCUCUGUUGCAGCCCCCUGUCCCAAACUCCCCCCAAAUCUGACAUGGACCCCCAGGCUGAGUGACAGUGUGGAUCAACUGCACGAGAAUGAGGAUAAAACCACAUCUGUGUCUUCUGUUCUGACCUUCACUGCUUCCCACCUCCACCAUAGGCAGAAGAUCACCUGCAGGGCACUUUACACACUGCAACAAGGAGGCAAUCAGACGUCUGAGGCCAGUCUGACUCUCAAAGUUCUAUACAUGCCUCAGAUCUCUGGCUCUGGGAGCUGCAGCAGAACUGCAGCAGAGAUCAGCUGCUCCUGUGAGAGCCGUGGGAAUCCCUCUCCCAGCAUGGAGUGGCAUGUGUCUGGACUGCGGGUCACUAACUCUACUGACAGAGUCAUCAGGGAGGAGCAGCUGGGGAACACAGGCCUGAGGAGCUCCCUCACCAUGCGCCACUCACAGGGAGACACGGCUGCUCUCCUCUGCCUCAGUACCAACGCUCUCGGCACCUCCAGCCUCCAGCUCCAUGUCCCAUCUCCACACUCAGGUGUCAGCGUUCCCUCACUGCUGAUUGGUGCAGCUGCUGGUGUUGCUGCCAUGGUGAUAGUGUGCCUCAUCGUGAAGGCCAUUCAAAAGCUGGCCAGGAAAAAAAGGGACAGCCAGUGUUGUGAAAGUGGGUGGAAGGACACAGAAGAGAGUUCUCCCCAAUCAGAAGAAGAACCAGUCUACUCCAACCACUCCAUGGCAACCACCCAACCCAGGGACCCACAGCUGGGAGGGACAGACCCACAGCCCCUGGCAGAGGACCGAAACAAGGCAGAGCUGGAAACCAUGCAUUACGCCUCGAUAAAGCACUCCCCCCGCUCCGUGGAGACACAGGGCCAGGAUGCCCGUGAAGGAGCCGCAGGUCACGGUGACGAUGUGGUCUAUUCACAGGUGGCCCGGAAGAAGAAAACCAAGAAGGGAAAGCAACAGGAUGGGGAGGGACUGGGAGAGGGGCAGGGGGAAAGGGAGGGGCAGUGGGAGGGCUAG
This is a messenger RNA of Conger conger (European conger), 1631 nucleotides long. RefSeq names its product myelin-associated glycoprotein-like. The coding region runs from base 144 to 1631 and encodes 495 amino acids. The record is from RefSeq and is a predicted model, not a curated record. The transcript has 8 exons. NCBI's taxonomy places the organism in Eukaryota, Metazoa, Chordata, Actinopteri, Anguilliformes, Congridae.